AUGGAGCCCACGCCCAGCCGCAGCGGCAUCCCCAGCGUACCGAAGGAGUUGGAUGACAAUCCAGUUGCUCCCACUAACUCCAGAGGUAUUUCACGCCCCAUCCAUGGUAAGCCACCGGUGAGCGAUGACAAGCAAAGGUCAAGGAGAUACCGCGGGGAGUCGUGCUUUUCCGGAAGGUCAACGGUAUUGGCGGAAUCACCUGCGCAGAUGCACAUUUUCUCCCACAGCCAGGCCGCCAACCAGGCGGUGCAAAAUCCAAAGCGUCUGGCCAGCACGUCCUCAAUGAAAUUUACGACCACGUCACCCACGAUUCUGAUGAUGAUGACACUGAAUCCCCGUACAGGAACGGAGCGGAAAAAUCGAGUCUCGGAGAUUCCACAGCUGGCGCUGUCCGGCUGGCUUCCAGCCAAGAGUGCAGUGCAGGCGCGUUUCAAGGGAAAAUAG
This is a messenger RNA of Aspergillus pseudoviridinutans, 444 nucleotides long. RefSeq lists its product as uncharacterized. Bases 1 to 444 code for a protein of 147 amino acids. The transcript is spliced from 2 exons. The record is from RefSeq and is a predicted model, not a curated record. NCBI's taxonomy places the organism in Eukaryota, Fungi, Ascomycota, Eurotiomycetes, Eurotiales, Aspergillaceae.